Molecule: messenger RNA, 3593 nt
Organism: Ilex paraguariensis (yerba mate)
Lineage: Eukaryota; Viridiplantae; Streptophyta; Magnoliopsida; Aquifoliales; Aquifoliaceae
Source: the annotation of a GenBank genome assembly
AGAGAGGGGGAGAGAAAUAAACCGUCUCUGUUCAGGUCAAACCCAAACACCCAACACCAACAACACCGACACCUAAUUGUCGCUGGAGUUAUCCCCCGUUGUGGGCCCAAUAAAUGCUCAAUCUGAUCAUCCGUUUCCGGCAACAGUCAACGGCCGGUGGAGGCGGCGGUGGAGGAGAAGUAAUUUUUCCGGGUAGUUCACCGGUUAACGCUAAAACUUCAACUGGACUUUGAUUAUGAAGAAGAGCCUAAACAAGAAGCCUAAGAAUACCAAUAACAACACCAAUGGUUUCAUCCCCAAUUCUUUCAAGUUCAUUUCUUCUUGCAUCAAGACUGUGUCGUCUAAUGUACGGUCCGCCGGAGCAUCUGUCGCCGGCUCGAUCUCCACCGGCUCCAACGAACAUCAAAAAGACCAGGUUCUGUGGUCUUGCUUUGAUAGACUAGACCUUGGUCCUUCUAUCAAGCGUGUCCUCCUACUUGGUUACUCUAAUGGAUUUCAAGUCCUUGAUGUUGAAGAUGCUUCGAGUGUCGUUGAACUGGUUUCAAGGCGUGAUGAUCCAGUCACAUUUUUACAGAUGCAGCCCAUACCUGAGAAGUCUGAGUGUCGUGAAGGUUUUAGAGCAUCACAUCCCUUGUUGGUGGUUGUGGCGUGUGAUGAAGUGAGCAAUGCAGGUCCAAUUCAAAAUGACAGCAAUGGUUUGCUAAAAGAUGGCUUUAUUGAACCUCAUGGAGGAAACAUUUUAAGCUCUCCUAGAUCUGUUCGAUUUUACUCUUUAAGGUCUCACAAUUAUGUCCAUGUUUUGAGAUUCCGCUCAACUGUGUACAUGGUUAGAUGCAGUCAGCGAAUAGUAGCCGUGGGUCUUGCAACACAAAUAUAUUGCUUUGAUGCGAUCACCUUUGAGAAUAAGUUUAGCGUGCUCACUUAUCCUGCCCCUCAGCUGGGAGGCCAGGGAUUUGUUGGCGUUAAUGUUGGAUACGGGCCAAUGGAUGUGGGCCCCAGGUGGUUGGCAUAUGCUUCUAAUAAUCCAUUGAUGCCAAAUACUGGACGGUUAAGUCCCCAAAGUCUUGGCCCUUCUCCUGGUGUCAGCCCUUCGACAUCACCUGGAAGUGGAAGUCUGGUAGCUCGUUAUGCCAUGGAGUCAAGUAAGCAGUUAGCUGCUGGAUUAGUUAAUCUGGGGGACAUGGGUUAUAAAACCUUGUCAAAAUACUGUCAUGAGCUUUUGCCCGAUGGUUCUAGUUCUCCGGUGUCAUCAAAUUCCAGUUGGAAAGUUGGUAGGGUUGCAGCUCAUUCAAGUGAAACAGAUACUGCUGGGAUGGUUGUCAUAAAAGAUUUUGUAUCCAGGGCUGUUGUCUCACAAUUUAGGGCCCAUACCAGUUCUAUAUCUGCUUUAUGUUUUGACCCAAGUGGGACUCUUCUGGUUACUGCUUCUAUUCAUGGCAACAACAUAAAUAUAUUCCGGAUCGUGCCAUCCUGCUCACAAAAUGGUUCAGGCACUCAGAGCAAUGAUUGGAGUUAUUCUCAUGUGCACCUUUACAAGCUUCAUCGUGGCAUGACUUCAGCUGUGAUACAAGACAUUUGUUUCAGCAGUUAUAGUCAGUGGAUAGCUAUUGUUUCAUCCAAGGGAACUUGCCAUAUUUUUGUUCUUUCCCCAUUUGGUGGUGAGACUGGUCUUCAAAUACAAAAUUCUCAUGUUGUUGGGCCUGCCCUCUCACCAAUUCUAUCAAUACCCUGGUGGUCUACUUCAUCAUAUAUGAUAAACCUGAAAUCCUUUUAUCCACCACCCCCAGCAACUAUCACUCUAUCUGCUGUAAGCAGGAUAAGACAUGGCAAUUCUAGGUGGCUUGAUACAGUAAGCAAUGCUGCAUCUUCCGCAGCAGGAAAGGUCUCUGUGCCAACUGGUGUUGUUGCUGCAGUUUUUCACAGUUCUGUACGUCACAAUUUGCUAUCUACUCUCUCAAAUGUCAAUGCAAUGGAGCAUCUUUUGGUUUAUACUCCCCCUGGUAAUGUAAUUCAAUAUGAACUGCUCCCUUCAAAUGGGGGAGAACAAGAUGAUUCCUCUUUGCCAGCUGGGAUAGGUUCACAGGUGCACAUGCAAGAAGAGAUAGGGGUGAAAGUUGAACCUGCUCAAUGGUGGGAUGUUUGCCGAAGGGCAGACUGGCCUGAAAGAGAGGAAUGUAUUUAUGGGCUUACUCUUGGUGGACAAGGAGCUGCAGAGACAAUCAUGGAUUCUUCUGAUAAUGAAGAUAAUGGAAUUGUGGAAAAGGAUUCAGUAAGAUCACAUGAGCGAUCCCAUUGGUAUCUCUCCAAUGCAGAGGUCCAGAUAAGAUCUGGGAGGAUACCAAUUUGGCAGAAGUCUAAGAUAUCGUUCUAUACUAUGAGUCUUUAUGGGUGUGAAGAGGAUAACCGUAGUAAAGACCAUACUGGAGGAGAGAUUGAAAUUGAAAAGAUUCCCAGUCAUGAGGUUGAAAUAAGGAGGAAGGAUUUACUACCAGUUUUUGACAGUUUCCACAGGAUUCAUCCGGGUUGGAGUGGCGACAGGGGGCUUGCUGGGGAAAGAUACUCCACUUCAUCUUCUAAUUCUCGAAGUGGUGGAGGAAACAUUUUAGAAGAUACUGCAAUUUUCCAUACAAAGCUAUCGUCUCCUGACUCAGUUCAAAACUUACAUGCUAGGUCAGCCAAAACACCGACAGUUCUACAUGAUUUAGAUCAUAUUGGCACAGUUAAGCCUUCUCCUCCUAUUGGCCUGGUUGUGAAUGAGAAUGAUAGGGUGAACAGAUCAAGUUCUAUUUUACCAUCAGCUCCUCUGAACAAAAGGUCUUUUGGUGGGGUUGAUACUUCAGUUUCUCCUGUACUAUCUGCAAAAGUUGUGUCUCGCCUUCAAGAAAGUUUUGUUGUAAAUAGUCCUCCUCCUCCCAAGAUUGGCUCACUUUCUACUGGAGGAACUGUGGCCCGAGAGGUUAAUUCUUCAGACAGUGUUGUGACAAGUGAAGCUUCAAAUUCAAGUUCUAACCGUUCUGAUUCGAGCAUGAACAUUCUUGAUGAAGGUCCAGUGCAUCAGGAUAUGCAUGACCCACUAGAUUUUGGGCAGUAUUUUCAAGAGGGUUAUUGUAAAGCAUCACCUCAUGAUGAAUGCCGUGAAUUAACAGAAGUUUGCACUGAUAUCGACAGCAGCAAUAGUCCUUAUGAAAAGGAGAAAUCUGAGGAAGAUGCGGAAAGUGAUGACAUGCUUGGAGGUGUAUUUUCUUUCUCUGAAGAAGGUUGAUCAUAACCGGUUUUCUGUGAAGGAGUUGUUCUAGCCAUUUGUCAUCUCUCUUGAUGCAUUUUGUACUCCAAAAGUUACCAAAAGGGUUGGCAGAGGUCAGCCUAAUGAAUGUUUAGAUCCUAUGAGAUUGAAAGAAAAAAUGCUGCUGACUAAUUGAUAAGAGGAGAGAGAUGUGUAUUUCAUCCCCCUUCUAAUUCUCAUGUAAAUGUUGUGUAUUAAAAAGAUUCUGAUGUGACUGAUUUGUGUGGACAGGUUCUUUGUCUAUGCUUUGUAACACUAUUUGUUCUUCAAAGAAAAAGAAAUAAAAAGGAAAAUGGAAAAAGAGAAGAUG